Lynx canadensis (Canada lynx) is the source of this 665-nucleotide messenger RNA. Its product is annotated as ADP-ribosylation factor-like protein 5A. The coding region runs from base 1 to 522 and encodes 173 amino acids. Gene Ontology annotation, molecular function: GTPase activity; GTP binding. Lineage: Eukaryota; Metazoa; Chordata; Mammalia; Carnivora; Felidae. Gene Ontology annotation, cellular component: trans-Golgi network; cytoplasm. The record is from RefSeq and is a predicted model, not a curated record. Gene Ontology annotation, biological process: intracellular protein transport; vesicle-mediated transport; protein localization to Golgi membrane. The transcript has a single exon.
AUGGGAAUUCUCUUCACCAGGAAAUGGAGACUGUUCGAUCACCAGGGGCACAAAGUUAUCAUUCUUGGGCUGGAUAAUGCAGGGAAAACUACCGUCCUUUACCAGUUUUCUAUGAAUGAAGUUGUACAUGCAUCACCUACAAUUGGAAGUAAUGUUGAAGAAAUAGUGAUUAAUCAUACGUGUUUCUUAAUGUGGGAUAUUGGUGGACAAGAAUCUCUUCGUUCUUCCUGGAACACAUACUAUACUAACACAGAGUUUGUAAUUGUUGUUGUGGACGGUACAGACAGAGAAAGAAUUUCUGUAACUAGAGAACUCUAUACAAUGUUAGCCCAUGAGGACCUAAGGAAAACUGGAUUGCUGAUUUUUGCUAGUAAACAAGAUGUUAAAGAAUGCAUGACUGUAGCAGAAAUCUCCCAGUUUUUGAAAUUAACUUCUAUUAAAGAUCACCAGUGGCAUAUCCAAGCAUGCUAUGCUCUUACUGGAGAGGGAUUAUGCCAAAGACUUCAAUGGAUGAUGUCAUGAUUUAAGAUUAGAUGAUCUCUACUGACCUCUUCUCAUAGACUUUGUAUAAACGAAGUGCUGGACUUUAUCUGAAAGCUGCAAAAAUUAAUGGUUUAGAUAUAUUUAUAAUAAACUGAUUUAAACUUUUUCUAUAAGAAGAAAAA